Trichogramma pretiosum is the source of this 2015-nucleotide messenger RNA. RefSeq lists its product as uncharacterized. The transcript has 5 exons. Lineage: Eukaryota; Metazoa; Arthropoda; Insecta; Hymenoptera; Trichogrammatidae. The coding region runs from base 105 to 1769 and encodes 554 amino acids. The record is from RefSeq and is a predicted model, not a curated record. Gene Ontology annotation, molecular function: protein binding.
UAAGUACUCUAUAUGAUACAGCAUAGCUGUAAGCAUUCAUUGUGCUUUUCAUUUUCAAGUUAUUUGCAAUAUUCAGGAUUAGUCAGAAAAAGAAAGAAAUUGUAAUGGCUGAUUCCAUUAGUGAAACGGACCUCCUUAUGGAAAUGUUAAAAAAUCUUGAAUGUCCAUUCACUUGGGAUAUGGAUGAUAUUGAUAAAUCUGUGGAUUAUGAUUACCAACCAAAUGAUGAUGACGAUUUUUUUCCUAUUAUGACCCUCAUGCGUAAUAUUAUGAACAUUUACGUAAAUGUAAAAGCCAAAGAAAAAGAAGAUGGUGUUUUGGCAACUUUGGAAACAUGUAAAUCCAGCUUAGAAAGCAUUGAUGAUUCAGAUCUUGAAAUUUCUCAAAAAGUUGCAGCUUACAUUUUGGAAGCAACAAAAUGUUUUGUUUUUCAUGAAUAUGGAAUGCACAAUAAAUUAAAUCAAGCUUAUGAUGCCAUUAAAGAUAUCAAAUUCACUGAACCAGUAGAUAUAAGUACACUUUUUGCUUGUAGAAGUAUGUGUUGGUCAAAGUAUCACAGGAUUGGCACACUUGAAGCUGAAUCAUUUAUUAGAAAAGCUAUUGAUAAAAAUCCAAAUUGCGUUUUAUGGCAUUUUAUUUUGGGGAAAAAUUUGAGACGUAUGAGAAGAGAUUUAACUAUGAAAUCAUUGCCCGGUAAAGAAGAAAUAGAUUGCUUUAUAAGAGCUUAUAAACAAUCAAAAAAUCCUGUAUUUGGCACUUUCCUUGCUCAAAUGUAUAGAGAGCAAAAAAAAUUGAAACAGUCAUUGGAAAUUUAUGAAAAAGUAUUUUUAGCAAACCCUGAAAGUAAUAGCAUUUACUUGAGAUUAGCCUUGGGUUUUAUUCAACUUAAAAAAUUUGAACGGGCAAAAGUAUGUCUUAAUAAAGUUCAAGACAAAUGCCAAGAUCAUAGUAUGUACUGGCAUUACAGAGGUAUUUUGAACAUGAGACUAGGAAUGUACCAGGAAGCUGCAAAACAUUUAAAAAAAGCUGCAGAUGGAAAUAAUUUACCAGCUGCAAAUUCAUAUUUACAAUGCAUUGUAAAAGUUGAUAAAACUUUCAAAGUUACUGAAUAUCUUUUGUCUAUGGUUAAUCAAUUUAGUAUAUUACCUGAGUAUCAAAUUCAAUCUAUUGUAAUAGAACUAGCAUUUAGUUAUUGGUUGAAUGAUAAUAAUUUUUCUCAAGCAAUUAAAUAUUUUCUGCAUGGUAUUGAUAUUGAUCCAAAAUCUAAGGUGUUACAAAAUUACCAUUACAAUGUAGUACCUGUAAAAAAUAAAAAUGUUUACAGAAUUUUACAAAAAGAUUUUCUUCCAAAAGUCAAAGAAUGCAAUGAAAAAUUUGAUGCAGGUACUUUAAGAGAUAUUGAAAUGAUUGAAAAGUAUUGUGCUGAAAAUCUCAAGGACUGUAUCAAAAACCAAGAUAAAAAAGAUAAAGAUAUUAAAGAAAUAAUACUUGAGGAAGAAACAGAAACUUCAAAUAAGGAUAUCAAAGAAAAAAUACUUGAGAAUGACAAAAAAGAUUUAAAUAAGGAUAUUAAAGAAAAAAUACUUGAGAAAGACACAGAAGCUUUGAAUAAAGACACAAAAGAAAAAAUACUUGUAGAAGAGACAGAAGCCUUAAAUAAGAACAUUGGAGAAAAAAUGCUCGAAGAAGAAAUGGAAGCUUCAAAUAAGGACAUGAAAGGAAAAAUACUUGAAGAAGCAACAAGUAUGGUAGAAGAAUUAAGAGUUUAAAACGGUUAUAAUUUCAAUCCUUAGGAUUCAAAAAGUUACUGGUUUUUUUUUUCAAUACAUUAUCUUUGAGAUACCAAACUGAUUUAUUUUGAAAACAAGUUUUUUUUAUAUUAAUUUUAUUUUAAAACCAUGUAAUACUCAAAAAUUGAGUAUUGAAUGAUUACAUAAAACUUAACUUAAUAUUGUAAGUAACAAUACAGUUCUGUAAACAAUUACUUAGUACUAUAAAUAAUUGAUUCCAAAAUA